GCAAAAAAAAAAUCCAUUUACACGAGCAGGGUAGAACGUAAAAUAGAGUUUCACGCGUUAUCUUCUUCGCGCAAUCUCUCUAUUUGAAAUCGCUGCACUAGAAACAAUAAUUUUCGAAGAAGAACAGUAAAUCAACAAGGAAAUAUCUGAAAGGGUGAGAAUUAGGGUUUUCGGUAAUCAAUGACAAAGACGACCAAAGGCGGUAAGGUGAUGAACCCUACCGAUGCUUAUAGGAAGGAGCUUCGCAAAAAGGAAUUGAAAAGGAAUAAAAAGAAAGAAAGAAGGUGAGGGAUGUGGGGAUUUUGAAGAAAGAUCCUGAUCAACUCAAGAAGCAGAUUGAGAACUUGGAAAUGAUGAGUAAGUCGAGCGGUGCUUCAUUUUAUUAACUAGCUCUUGCAUUCCAAAGGAACUGGAAUUUCACCCUCAUUUUUGUUGAGGCUGAUGGCGCCUUGGAUAAAGCAAGAAAGCACAAAAGUAAGCAACUAAAACAAACACUUGAUCUUGUCAUUAAAAAGCAGAAGGUAACAAUUCAUACAUGUCUGUUUUGUUGGGCCACUUUGUAUUCUCCUACAUAACUUGGCAGAUUUUUAUGUAGUUAUGAUAUUGCACAAUUUUGUUCUUUCUUGAAUGUAAAAAAAUUAAAACACUGAGAACCGACCUCUGGAUUGUUUAAGCCAAUAUCCAAGCCAUUUUCUCUCGAUGAAACUAUGGCAUUUUUUCAAUAUCCUUAGCCUAUCAACUUCGCAGAGGGUUUCUUAUCAAACUUAUUUCCCAUCCCUGAAGAAGUAAAGGAUAUACUGGUGCGUUUAUAGAUAGUGAUACUGUGAGAGUCAGUAUAUGUCUGUUAUGAUACAUUCUUUUUUUUUGGUUUUUUAUUUUCUCUACUAUAGUCUCAUUUUUCUUCGCCCUAAUGUUUAUGACAUAUAAAGUAUUGCUACUUUCAUGCUUUUGAACAUCAUGCGUAACUUACAGAUUGGUUGAUGUACUAUUCUUGUCCAUAGAGAAGUAUUACUAAAAGUAGCCGAAGGUCCCUCUUAGGUUUAUCAUUGCCUCUAAGUGGCAGUUUAUUAGUGAUGUUAAAUAGUGGCCAAGGCAGAUUGCAGUGGUGGAUUUUUCGCCAACCGCUAUGGCCAAUUUAUGAAGAAAGGCAGCACUAUGGCGUUUUAUGGUGGAUAUGGUGCCUUAAAAUGACAGUUUUUUGGCCUUCUGCAAUUGAUAAUGUCAUACUACUGCUUGGUUGAUCAGAGUAUGACAGAAACGGGAUACAGUCGAUUAAUGCAAAUAAAGGCAACCUCGUAACCAAGAGAACAUAUACCAAGCACAUGUUCUGAUGCAAAAAUUUGUUUGUUUCCUAUUGUCUAUAAUUGUUUUUAUCUUCAACAUAAUUAAGAAACUUAUUUUGUAAGGUAUAGAGUGAUAUUGUUGAUGUACCAUUCUUCUCCGUAGGCAAGUUCCACUAACAGUAGCCAAAGGGACCUAUUGGGUUUAUCAUAAUCUGUAAGUGCUAGUGUUGUUGAUAUUUUCUUGGUCCAAUGUAAAAAGGUUGUCCGUUUGUAGGCUGUAAUGCGUUUCUAUUGAAACAAACUUGUAAUGUCACUGUUAAUUUUGACUUUAGAGUUUAGACAGACCCGUGGAAUUUUUUGGUGAACAUUUAAGUUUUGAUUGAUUGGUAAAAGGAAAAACCAGAACUUUAUGGUAUUAGAGUAUAAAUGAAUUGAGUUUGAUAUUGCUUAACUAGCUUAACUAGCUGAAGCUGCCUGUGUUGUGUCGUGCAUUUAUAUUUUUAUUUAGCAGAGGAUGCCGAAUUCAGCCUUUGAAUUUGAACACUCCAGUCAACUGUAUUCAUGAUUUUAUUAGUUUCCAUUGAUGAUCUAAAUCUGAUAUCUUUUGGACAGGAACAUGAUGAGAAAAGGCGGGAGAAGGGUGAGCCCCUUGUUAUGUUCAGUCAUUUGGGGCCUCCUCAAAGGAGAACAAUUGUAGAAGAAGAAGAGAUAGUUAACCCCCCACCACCACCACUACCACUUCCUGAUGCUAGUUCAGCUGAUGGUGCUGUUUUACCUGCAUCUUUGCCACUGCCUCCCCCACCUCCCUUGCCUCCAAAUCCCACUGCUGUGGUGCCUGCAUCAUUACCACCACCUCCUUUGCCGCCACCACCUUCUGGUUCUCCACCCAAAGAGCAAGCUGUAAAUCGGCCUUUACCCCCUCCUCCUCCUCCACCUCUAAAACAGUCUCAGCCACCUCCACCUGGCACCAGUGAAGGCGAAGAGAGAAAUCAGUAUGCAUUGCCAGAUAAUCUAUCUUCCAAGGAGCCUGGUCAGGUGCAUCUUCCUCCGCCGCCUCCUCCACCAAGUUGUAUGCCACCAAAUUCUGGUGCUAUUCAGUCUGAUGGUACUGACAAUAAGAAUUAUUAUUCAAACCAGGAGAUCCAAAAAUUGUUUCCUGGGCCUCCUCCUCCAAGACAACAACCUCCUGGUCCAGGACCCUCAUUAAUCCCAAGUUUACAGCCUGAUGUAUUGCCCCCUGGAAUAUCUCGAUUCCCACCACCCCCACCACCACCUGAUAUGAGGCCGCCUUUACCUGUGACUGGACUUCCUGGUCAGGCACCUCCUCCUGGAAUGAUGGUCCCCCUGAUCCCAAGGCCUCCAUAUGGUCCUCCACCUGGGCCUCCUCCAAUGAUGAGACCGCCACUUCCACCUGGUCCUCCUCCAAACUUUCAGGAAGAGGAUCAUAUGGCAAGUAAGGCACUUCCUCCUCAGAAACCAUCAUAUGUUAAAUCUGCUGCUUCUACUGUUGUUAAAAGGCCAUUAGCUCAGCACACUCCAGAACUCACAUCUAUGGUUCCUGCAUCUGUGCGGGUGAGAAGGGAGACCGCAGUGACCAAAACAAAACCAAAACCACUUGUGUCAACAGUGUCAGUGGCAACAUCUAGAACAGUCCCUGUGACACUCGGGCCAACUAUUGUAAAACCAGAAUCAGUGAGCUCGUCAUCUUCUCCAAAAGCACCAAGCAUUGAUGACUCGUACACAGCUUUCUUAGAGGACAUGAAAGCCCUUGGCGCACUUGAUGGUUGACAUCACUGUGAAUGGUGGAGUAACCUCUCAGUCGUUCAAAGAUUUUGGAUACCUUUUUAGGAGUUUAGCAAAAUGAGGACCACAGAAACCUUGUGGAUAGGUAAUCGUGAAACAUGUGUCAAUGGUUCAAUGAGUAGCUACAUUCAUUGCCGGUAAUCCAUCUGGACAUUUGAUCUACCGAGACGCACCACUACGAACAUCUUUAAUGGAUGAGCUAAAGUGGGUAAACUAAGUUAUUUUUUGUGGGGUCAAAUUGUCAUGUAUGAUUUAAUCAAUACAUAGUUGAUUAGUUUUUACUUUAAUAGCGAUUAUUUAUAAAGAACUAAAAUUUUACUCCAA
This is a messenger RNA of Medicago truncatula (barrel medic), 3410 nucleotides long. Its product is annotated as protein EARLY FLOWERING 5. NCBI's taxonomy places the organism in Eukaryota, Viridiplantae, Streptophyta, Magnoliopsida, Fabales, Fabaceae. The coding region runs from base 1845 to 3071 and encodes 408 amino acids. Gene Ontology annotation, biological process: RNA processing. The record is from RefSeq and is a predicted model, not a curated record. The transcript has 6 exons. Gene Ontology annotation, cellular component: spliceosomal complex.